AUGAAGGCUAAGGCCCAAAAAUCCAAAGCCAAGGCAAAGAGGACAGCUCCCAAGAGGAGAAGUCCAAAAUUAGCCUGGGCUGAGCAAAAGGUAGAAGAGGGGCGUCUCCACUACGCGCAGAUGUCUCAGCUAAAGGCGACGAAGGGCGAAUUCGCCAAUAGGGUUGAGGAGAUGAUGGCCACCAAAAGGCAACGCUCGAUCGAGAGUGCCAAGGACACUCCGGCGGGCAAGCGGCAACGCGGGCCCAAGGUGGUUAUCCCUCAACCUACGAAGACGAAGAAGCCCAAGCAGAAGGCCAAGGUCCACGCCCAGCUGGUAGACUGCCUUUUCGCGCGAAUGGAGGACGAGCCGGACGCUGCCAUGCCCACCUUCGACGGUGCGGGAUGGCUGAACGGGGUGAAGAUCCUCAAAUGUAAUGAUGACCCGACGAGGAAGUGGCUGUUGCAAGUGGUGCCCAAAUUGGAAGCUCUGUGGGAGGGGACCAAGCUGGAGGUAGUGGACAGGGAGAUGAUCCCUUCCAUCCCAAAGGCGAAGGUGCUCUUCGCCAUUUCAGUCCAGGGAGACCGAGCACUGAAACUCCUCCAGAGGCAGAAUACAGAGGUGCCAACGGCUGACUGGAAGAUCUUGCACGCUGCACUGAAGACCUGGCAGUGGUGA
Drosophila obscura is the source of this 657-nucleotide messenger RNA. RefSeq lists its product as uncharacterized. NCBI's taxonomy places the organism in Eukaryota, Metazoa, Arthropoda, Insecta, Diptera, Drosophilidae. The record is from RefSeq and is a predicted model, not a curated record. The coding region runs from base 1 to 657 and encodes 218 amino acids. The transcript is spliced from 3 exons.